Molecule: messenger RNA, 1542 nt
Organism: Apiotrichum porosum
Lineage: Eukaryota; Fungi; Basidiomycota; Tremellomycetes; Trichosporonales; Trichosporonaceae
Exons: 4
Coding region: 1-1542 (513 amino acids)
Biological process (GO): intracellular mRNA localization
Cellular component (GO): endoplasmic reticulum; nuclear outer membrane-endoplasmic reticulum membrane network; ribonucleoprotein complex
Molecular function (GO): mRNA binding
Source: RefSeq, a predicted model, not a curated record
AUGCCACCCCCUACCGCCUCCCAAAAGCCCACCGCCGCCAAGGGUAACGGCACCAACGGUGCUGCCCCCAAGGCUGCCGCUGCGGCCACCGCCGACGAGCACACCGGAAAGCCCGACCAGGCAAAGUACAACGCGGACCAGGACGCCCUCAACAAGGAGAUCGCUGCCGUCAAGGCCAAGCUCGACGCUGUGCGCUCGCGCAUCUCGCUCUCGCAGGCCCCUGCCGGUGGCGACCGCCGUUCGCAGCUCAAGUCUGAGAUGGACGCUCUCCGUGGCGAGCAGGGCAAGUUCAAGGCCGACCGCGGCAAGCUCUUCGACGAGCUCAGGAAACUCCAGGAGUCGGUGAGCAAGAAGAUCAAGGACCAGCAGGCCCAGCGCGGCAAGUCGGGCUUCAAGAACGUCGGCGAGAUUGAGGACCGUAUUCAGCAGCUCGAGAAGUCGGUCGAGUCGGGUAUCAUGAAGCUCGUCGACGAGAAGCGCGCUCUGCAGGAGAUCACCACCCUCAAGCGCUCGAGGAAGGCGCUAGAGUCGUCCGCUUCGUCAGACGACGCGAUUGCCGCCGACAAGGCCCGCAUCGAGGAGGUCCGCGCCAAGCUCGACGACCCCGAGGCCAAGAAGGUCAGCGACCAGUUUGACACUCUCAAGAAGGAGAUGGACGAGCUGCGUGCCGAGGGCGACAAGGCGUACCAGGAGCGCAACAAGCUCUACGACGAGCGCACCGCCCACUCGACCAAGAUGGACGAGCUGUACAACGCCAAGCGCGAGCUUGCCCAGAAGUUCCACGACGAGAAGGACAAGUACCACGCCAAGGUCCAGGCCAUCCGUCAGGCACGCAACGACCGCUACAAGGCCGAGAAGGCCAAGGAGGACGCCGAGCGCCGCGAGGAGGAGAUCACCCGUCUGCGCGAGGAGGCUCGCAUGCCUGCGUACGCUGCCGAGAUUGAGGACAGCCGUAUCCUCAUCAACUACUUUGCCGGCAAGUACGGUGUCGGCGAGGUCCCCGAGACCAGCGCCGGCGGCAAGACUGAGGCUCCUGUCCUCGAGGGUGUCAAGCAGCUCGAGAUCCGUCAGGUCGACACCGAGUUCAAGGGUAUGCAGCUCAAGAAGAAGGAGGUCGAGCUCGACGGCUUCUUCGGCGGCAGCAGCAAGGGCAAGAAGAAGGGCGGCAAGAAGGGUGGUGCGUCGGCCAACGCCUCGGGUGCCGCUACCCCCGCUCCCGCUGCUGCGUCGACCUCGGACGCCGCUGUCCAGCUCCCCAUGAACCUGCUGUCUGCUCUCCUCUCGUUCGGCAUCUCCCCCCCUGCUGGCAAGGACGACGUCGCCCGCACCGUUUCGGACCUCGAGACCAAGAAGGCUUGGUUCGAGGCCAACUCGGAGUCCAAGACCAAGUCGGAGAUUGAGCGCGUGGAGAAGGUCGUCGCCAAGCUGCAGAAGAAGAACGCCGACGGCGCUGAGGGUGCCGAGGACGAGGAGGCCACCGAGCCCAAGGAGGAGGAGGAGGCCGCUGCUCCCGCUGCUGAGGAGGCCAAGGUUGAGGCCUAA